Molecule: messenger RNA, 3078 nt
Organism: Clunio marinus
Lineage: Eukaryota; Metazoa; Arthropoda; Insecta; Diptera; Chironomidae
Source: the annotation of a GenBank genome assembly
CUUUUAUAUUAAUUGAACACCAUGCUUAUUAUGUUCUUUCUGAUACGUGACAAAUAAAAGUUGCAGCAAUCGAUAGAAUCAGAUAGAAAAGUGACGCCCGAGAGCAAAAUUAAAGACUCAAAAUUUUAAAUUUUGAUUGUUACAAAAUUAGAAAAUUCAUGUUUGAAUCUCAAAAAAAAUACAACAGGCUUGAUAUAUAUAAAAAGUGAUAGAGAAACUGUCCUCAAAAAGUACGUUUUCUUGUUAAAAAUCUCAUUGUAUUGAAUCAAAAAGAUGAAAUAACCCGCGAAAAUUACAAUCUUAGAAUUCAUAUUCAUUUAUGAUUGUUUUGAAGUCGUAAAAAGUAAAUUCUGCAGAAAGAUUCCAUAAUUAUUAAUAAAAAAACAAUGGAUCCUGUGGGCCCAUGGUCAUACACUUAUAAUAGACUAGCAACUGUUCAACCAUCGUCUACGACACCGACAAAUGGAGAUUUUCAUCAUCAUUUAGCAACUAUUGCUGCUGCAUCAGCUCAUAAUGCAACAAUUGGAGGAAUUUGUGUAAGUUCUCCCAGUGGUGUUAAUUCGUCUGGAUCAACAGUUCAAAGAGCAGAUUUUGCGGUUCAUCCUGCAACAUCUCAAUUGCUACUUCAAUCAGGCUUCAGCGCUUCCAACUUUCUACCGUCUGCUCCUCCAUCAUCAGCACCUCCAAAUAUUGCAUAUGAAACAGUAUUUUCACCAUUUCUCCAUACUCCUAAUCCAAAACCAGCACAUUACAAUAAUAUCCAAACAACUCACAGACAAAGACCUGAAAAUUAUCAGCAAACAAAUCAACAUAUAGCGAUUGUAAAUCAACAACAGCAAAGUAGUAGAACAAGGGGCAUCGGAAGUUAUAGUCAACAAUCACCUAAUUCAACGACUACAACAAAUAAUUCAAAUUCAAAUACAAGUGGAAAUUCUGCAUACUUUGAUCAAGUGGCAUCAACAGUAUCACCAGCAUCAGUAACAACUGAGCCUGCAUUUAAUUCGUUUGGGCUCAUGCCUCAUGAAACAUUAGUGCCAUCUUCAAUUAAUAACGGAUCUUCACCAGUAUCCUCAACAAAUUCCAUAAGUAAAUCAUCGUCCUCCGCCUCAAAUUAUGUAAAUUACAAUUCACAAUACAGUAAUGUUAUUGUUGGAGGAACAACAACUACAACUGCAUUGCAACAUCAACAUCUAAAUUCAAGAUCCAGUCGUGGAAAUACUUCGCCAUCUCCCCAAAUACCAUCAUCUCAUCUCAACUUGAACAAUGGACAAAAGUUCUAUCACCAGUUACAAUCAUCUCUGUCAGUACUGUCAGAGUCUACAACUAACAUUAGCACGACACCUAACGCUACAACAACUAAUAAUUCUAUGGCAAUGAAGAAUAAUAAUCUUAACGUUAUUAAUUUCAAUAAUAACAAAGGAACUACGGAUUAUGUUCAAAACAAAAACAAUAAUAUUAGCAGUCAAAGCAAUACCCGAAAUCAAUCGAAAAUCAACGACUUACAACAACAAAGCGCGAUAGUUCAGCAAAAUCUCAAUAUGACGACUAAUUCUAAUUCAUCAAGCCAACAAAUGAAUGAGAGAAAAUAUAAUAUUCCGUCUGAAAUGAACAAAGGAUUCAUGGCGAGUUACUUGAAGUUUCUUCAAGGUGAACGUGAUGCAACUUCACCACCUCCAAUGCAUUCAGCAAGAGGAGGAAGAAAAUCGACAGUGUGGCAAUCAAGCCAACAAUCCAGGAAUUCUAGCUGUUCUUCAAAGAAGACAGCUGAUAAUAAUGAAACACCUCAAUUAGAGUCGAAUUCUUCUGUGUCAACGUUUCAUAAAGAUAGGAAAAGAAAAAAUAAUCUGAAUAAAGUUGAGAAUGCCCGUUUGGUAGCUGUCGAUGAUACUUCCAGUGGAACAAGUUUAAAUGUUACUGAAAAUAUAGUCAAUAGUCCUAUCACAACUAACACUCCAAGUGUAAUCAUCAAUCAGCAGCAGGCUGCAAACUAUCAUCAACAACAGCAGCAUCAACUUCAACAGCAACAAAACGCAGCCUUUUCUAAAAAGGUGCGUUUAACGUCAAAUGUCCAACAAUUGCCAGCUUCUCACCUACAUCAAGCUCAAUCCACAACGGGCCAUCAACAUUAUUAUCAACAUCAUCUAACACCUUUAACAGCAGUUUCAACAACUAGUACAACUUCAUCAAAUGAUUCUACUGUUACAAGUCAAAACCUUAAUCCCAUUUAUAAUCCUCAUCAUCUUUUCUCACCUCAUCACACAAGUAUGCACACACCAUCACAACAGAAUCAGCAAGCAGAUGAUUUAACAUUCAAUUAUUUUGAUCACUUGAGACGACCAAGGUGGUAAAUGAUGUUGCCUGAUGCGCCUAACAUUAAGAUGUGAUUUCAUAAUUUUAAAUACCUACUUGCAUAAAAAUAUAUCUGAAGAAGCACAAGGCAGUCAUCGGUCAAUAUUUCAAAAAAAUGAAGUGACACUUUUUUUAUUUUUGUUUUUUAAUUAUCAUCACCAGGUCUAAGACAGGGACUAAAAAGCCCCUCACCCGACUGUUUAGAGCAAUCGGGAAGCAAUGGACAUUUAUGACAAUGACAACACUUUUCAAUUUCAAGGGAAAUUGGGUUGUGCUGACUAGUCACUCCUGUCCAUUUUGCAAUUUGUUUUUCAAACUUUUAGAAAAAAUUCUGACUCCCAAUAUUCUUUCUAUUAAACCACUUUGUGUUUCUCCGUUUGCAUGAAAUAUCUUUAUAUGCAUUUUAGAUAUUUUAAGUUUGAACAACUACAGAAUUUGUGUUGUAAAUCAGGAAAGAUUUACGUAAUAUGCGUUAAAUAUUUAUGAACUAAUCGUUUAUUCCAUUUUCAUUAACACUUCGAAAAGAAACACAUUGGGGGAAAAUAUGUAAGGAAGUGAAAUAUUUCGACAAGAAAAAAACGAAAAUUAAUCAGAAUUUUCGUGAGUUUUGUGCUUAAAAUGAAAUCAAAACUUUGAGAUUUUAACGAUCAUUAAACUGUAUCUAUGUAUAUAAUAUUUUGUAGUUUUAAAAUAAUAAAAUAAAGUUUUGAAAUUAAGAUGCAUAAAACA